UCAAGAUGGCGGACCGACAAGGUUCUGAUUCAUCGCAAAAACAUACGCCUUUGCACGGGAUAUCUCUCGCCAACCUUGGUGGGAAUUUGAACUUUGGACCUACUCUUGUGCCAGCUUCCGAUUCUUCCCCAAUUUUAUUGAGAAAUCAAACAACUGCAACACCGACCACCAGUAGAGCUACACCAGCCCUGGAGCAUGUUGGUGAAGAGGACAGUUUUCUUGGACAGCAGCCAUCAACACAACAGCAGGCUCCAACACCUUUUCAGUCUGCAGCAUCACAAGUAAAGACCCAAACAUCACCAUUCUUUACUAUGGCAUCUUCUUCCUCAUCUGGUCAUGAUGACUUCCUAUCACCACAAACAUCUACUCAAGGUGCAGCUGGUACUUUUUCCAGUCCUCAACUUCCUGUCAGCAAAUCUCCAUACCAGGCUUCACCAGCCAAGGGACCUGGGUCUCAGACUCCUCCAAAAGCAGUAUCUACUCUUCCUCAGUCUUCACCUCCAGUGACAGCCAGUUGGGUCCAGUCUCCAUCUCUACCACCAGCCAAUAAUUUGCCUCAAACUCCCCCUGUUCCUUUUAGCAGUCUACCCCAAUCCCAAUCAUCUACUGCUUGGCCCCAGACUCCACCAACUCCACCAAGUCUGUACCAGUCCUCUUCCUCAUCUUCUGUGCCUCACCCCUCACCUCAACUUCCAUAUCAAUAUAGCAGCUCUGUGUCUCCUCCUCAAGUACAAGGCGGAAUUACCCCUGUUACACCACCUGCAACAGUUGAACCUGUCAAACCUCAUUGGUUUUAUCAGAAAGGAAAUUCUUCUUGGAAACCUUUCUCAUACAUAGAUUCUGAAAACUUAGAGCAGGCAUUGAAAACUUCUUCAGCUGGUGGUGACCGGAUUGUAGCUACUGAUGGUGGUCGAUAUGAUGUGAACCUUGACAAAAGGCUGCGAUACCCUCUCUACUGGGAGGAGGACGUGUCUGUUGUAAGAAGGUGCACUUGGUUCCACAAAGGAGAUGGAGAGUCCAAACUUGUGCCUUAUAAAGAGGAUAUGGCAGCUAGGCUUGAGGCUGAGUUUCUCCUGGGAUUUCGUGAGGCCAAAUGGCCAUGUAGAGUGGAAUUAUCAGAUGGAGAGCAUGUUGUGAUGCAUAAUGCAAAUGUUAUGGUACAUUUUGUACCAAACAAUGAGUCCCAGAACUGGAGUGGUGAGGACACUGUAGCCAGGCCUAAAGUGGUCAGACGAGGGGUGGCAGAUAUUGAGGAUGAAAUCAAUGAUGGUGAACCUGCUCAAAUUGACCAUCUGGUAUUUGUUGUCCAUGGCAUUGGGCCAAUUGCUGAUCUGAACUUUAGAAAUAUUAUUGAAUGUGUUGAUGAUCUGCGAAAAGUCAGCCUUCAAAUGCUCUUUGAUCAUCAUGAGGAGUUGUCCGGAGGUCGUGCCAUCGGAAGGGUGGAGUUUCUUCCUGUUCAGUGGCACUCAAAACUUCACAAUGACUCUACUGGUGUAGAUGAAAGACUUCAGUCCAUAUCCUUAGGCAGCAUACGUCGCUUAAGAGAGUUUACAAACUCAACCCUUGUUGACAUUCUUUUUUACACAAGCCCAACAUAUUGUCAAAACAUAGUCAACACAGUGGGUGAUGACAUCAAGCGAUUAUUGGAAAUCUUCAAGAAAAGGAAUCCAAUGUUUAAUGGGAAAUAUUCAGUCUGUGGACACAGCUUAGGUUCAAGUAUUCUGUUUGAUAUUCUUCAACAUCAGAAAGACAAGCAAAAGCAAAUCCCCUUAGCAAAGCAACCUUUGAUUGAAGAAGCAAGCGAAAUUCUCAGCACAGAUGGCCUCGCAGCCAACAGUAACGACCAAGGACAAGAUUCAGAUGAGGAUUCAGAGGAUGAGGAAGCUGAGUCGUACCCAGCCCUUAGAGAUGCGCUAGCACAGCUUGGUAUACCUGAAUACGUCGACUUGUUUGAGUCGGAAGAGAUGGACAUGGAGACAUUUUUACUGUGUGGAGAGGAAGACAUCAAGGAAAUGGGAAUACCUAUGGGACCUAGAAAGAAAUUAAUAGGCUACCUGAAUAGUCAAAAAUCAAUUAUGGAAAAAAGAAAACUGGAAAGAGAGGAGAAUAAAAAAGUAAGAGCAGAAGCGAGAGCGAAAGCGAAAUCUGAACGUAAAAAGUUAAAAGAAGUUUCCAAGGAACAGACAAGUUCCGCGGCGGAGAAGGCAUCAUCCUGUGCUGUGUCUAGACCAGACAUAGCAACAAGCAAGUCUCUAUCUGUUGCUUCUGUAUCCAGUGUGGAAGUUGUUUAUCAACAAGGACUCGCGGGAACAGGACAGCCUUUCGUAGAAUACCCGCAACUGGAUUUAGAAUUUUAUGCGUUGUUCGCGUUGGGUUCUCCCAUAGGAAUGUUUUUGACAGUGAGAGGUGUGGAUGAAAUCGGCCAGGACUUUCAGCUGCCCACAUGUCCACGUCUCUUCAACAUUUUUCAUCCGUUUGAUCCUGUGGCAUACCGAAUCGAACCUUUAGUGAAUCCUUCUGUUCGAGCCGACCCUGUUUUGAUGCCACACCACAAGGGAAGGAAACGAAUGCAUCUGGAACUCCGCGAGAAUCUAUCAAGACUGGGCGCUAAUCUAAAGCAGAGCCUCAUUGAUUCUGCGCGUAAAACGUGGGAAUCACUCAAUGAAUUUGCACGAGCUCACUCAUCUCAAGGCCCUGACGAACAAGACUCUGUUGUGGAGGAAGCUACUGAAGUCACAGAGUCUCUUCCCGAUCACCCAGGACAAGUGGUCGAAGUAGGACGACUAAACGGUGGUCAGCGGAUAGAUUACGUACUUCAAGAGAAACCAAUAGAAAGUCUGAAUGAAUAUCUGUUCGCACUUGGCAGUCACGUUUGUUACUGGUUGUCAGAGGAUACAGCUCUUUUUAUGUUAAAAGAAAUCUAUAGAAAUUAAUAACAAGAUGACAUUUAGCUGAUGGAGACUGAAAGAUCUUGUUUUGUCAACCAUGCUACUGAACGAGGGAUGAUAUAGGACGUGCUUGGAGAUACCAAACACAUCACAUGUGAAGUUGCUAUGAUAGCAGAUUUCAACAGCUUAGUCAAUGCCCAUUAAACUCUUUGAAAAGUAAUUUCAAAUUUUGACUUUAAUCGUCGAUGUUUACUUCCGCCAAGAUACUUACGGGCGUAAAAUGCGUACCUCAACUAUAAACAUUCAUUACUACUGAACUCAAGAAUAUUCAAGGAACAUUUAUGGCGGGUGAAUUGUCUCAAAGGAAAACGUACGCAAGAACAAAGAAGGAUGCCAGUCAUCGGUAAAACCCCCCUGGCCGGUUUGUAUGUACACUGUAGUGUUUGUCUUUGGUUUCAAGCAAAAGUGGAAGUACUUCGGGGGGGAUUUUCACCUGGACAAAAAUUUAUGAGACAUAAAUUAAUGUUUAAUAGAAUAUGCUUUCAAAUUAUUUUUCGGAAAAUGUCGGUGAUCCUGGUCAAUAAAAAUUCAGGAAAAAAAUAUAGAUUAUUUGAAUUUGUAGAAUAAGCUGAAUCAUGCAUUUUGAUUGGUUCGUCCCCAUUGAAGGGAAGGCGCAAAAAUGACACCACUGUCAACAAUCAGUGACACACUCGGCUGUACCACGUGUGCCACUUUCUUGUUCUUACCACGUUUUGACGUCAUCUGUGAUAUGUUACUGAACACAGACCCUCGGCAACAUGGGAUCUAUUUUAUAGAUAGCCCGUGUUCUCUCCCCUGGCCUCGUUUGUUUUAGUGGAGAGGCUUAUGUUCCCUAGCUACUGUGUAAGGAUACUUUUUGGUGAUUAAUUAAUAAAUGUGGAUAUUUUU
Messenger RNA from Pocillopora damicornis (cauliflower coral), 3815 nucleotides. RefSeq names its product triacylglycerol hydrolase DDHD2. The record is from RefSeq and is a predicted model, not a curated record. Gene Ontology annotation, cellular component: cytoplasm. Lineage: Eukaryota; Metazoa; Cnidaria; Anthozoa; Scleractinia; Pocilloporidae. Gene Ontology annotation, molecular function: protein binding; glycerophospholipase activity; metal ion binding.